UGGUGUAGAUAGCUGAGGGGGAUUCAGUUGGGUUGUUUUGUCAGGGUCUCCUUCAGCCCAUCAAUUCCCAGAGAAAGGAAUACAACUUUUACCUUUCCUGCCCUUGGGGAGAUCAUGGAUCGGGCCCUGAACAUUAGAGGGCCACUGCUGGUGCUGCUCCUGCAGCUUGUCCUUAUUUGCUCCUCUCAACGGAAUGAAGGACCUCCUGGCCCUCCUGGACCUGCAGGUGUCCCAGGAAUUGACGCCGUUUCUGGGGAAAGGGGAGCAGAUGGCGAGGAUGGACUUCCCGGACCUGAUGGUGAUUCAGGUAAACCCGGCUCCUCGGGAUUACCUGGAAUACCUGGAAAUGACGGUCUGACUGGCCCUGUUGGAGAUCCUGGGUCCGACGGUCCCCCAGGACAGAAAGGUGAACCUGGGAAAGCCGGACCUCGUGGGACAGCUGGUGUUGGACCAGAUGGACCCCCCGGACCACUUGGGCAUGGAGGACUUCUAGGUGAAGUGGGAAAAGUUGGACCACCUGGUGCCAUAGGUGUGAGAGGACCACAGGGACCUCGAGGACCAACAGGGCCCAGAGGCGCAGCUGGAAUGCUUGGCAGUGCUGACCUGUGUCCAAACUCUUGUCCACCUGGAACUUCUGGACAUCCGGGCCUUCCUGGCAUGAAGGGUCACAAAGGUGUAAAGGGUGACGCAGGAGAACCAGGAAAACAAGGACACAAGGGUGAGGAAGGAGAACAGGGAAGUUCAGGAGAGGUCGGAGCCCAAGGACCGAGGGGCUCUCAGGGAAAUCGUGGAGCCAUGGGGAUGAUGGGCCCCAAGGGUGAGCUGGGACCUCGGGGUCAUGAUGGAGAACCAGGUCCCCAGGGUGUCAUGGGAGCAACUGGGGAUCAAGGUCAAAGAGGUGCGAUGGGUGAGCCUGGGCCUACAGGUGAAAAGGGUACUCUAGGGUCAAGAGGAAUCACAGGUGUGCCAGGUCCCAAAGGAGAUGCUGGUUUAUCAGGUCCAGAUGGUCGAGAAGGUAUACCUGGGAUGCCAGGAGCAAAGGGAGGCAUUGGAAAGUCGGGCGUUCCUGGAGAGGUCGGACUUCAGGGGUUUCCUGGGAUGCCUGGUACAUAUGGACCAAAAGGCUUGAAUGGCCCUAAGGGAGAUUCUGGUGAACCAGGCUUUGCUGGAACAAUAGGACCUGCUGGCAAAACAGGUGAGCGCGGAGAACAGGGAGAGGGCGGAUCUGUUGGACCCAUUGGUGAACCAGGAGCUAUAGGAGCGCAGGGUCCUGUAGGUUCAUCUGGAAAACUAGGCGCCAGGGGACCCAUAGGUGACCCUGGACUUCCUGGUCUCCCUGGUCCCUCUGGUCAUCCUGGGGUGAAAGGAGAGCGGGGAGAACGUGGAGAAGCAGGACCCAAAGGAGACCAGGGAGCACAAGGUGAUGAGGGAAACCCUGGUGACAAAGGCGAUGGUGGUGAAUCGGGAGAAUCUGGAACCAAAGGGGAGGUUGGCAACCUUGGCGAGACUGGAAAACGAGGUCCUGAGGGUAGUCGAGGGCAGCCUGGCAUCGAGGGGCCUUCUGGCUCACCUGGACCCCGGGGCAUGCAGGGAAACAGAGGUCCACCUGGAGUCAGAGGGUCCCAGGGGCCUGCGGGCAAAGAGCCAAGUGAUCAGCACAUCAAACAAGUUUGCAUGCGAGUCAUGCAAGAACAGCUGGCCCAGUUAGCAGCUAGCUUAAGGAGGCCAGAAUCCGGCGCAGCUGGUUUACCUGGAAAACCUGGACCUCCAGGGCCUCCUGGGGCUGCAGGAGACAACGGCUUCCCCGGGCACUCCGGAACGAGGGGUCUCCCGGGACUCAAAGGGCCACCAGGACCUCUAGGAUUGAAAGGACCAAAAGGCGAAAUAGGAGACAGAGGCUCCAGAGGGCCCACUGCACGAGGACCCAAAGGUCAACCAGGACCUCCUGGAUUUCCAGGUGAACCAGGCAAAUCCGGCUAUGGUCAGGAUGGUCGGGACGGGCAGAGGGGACCCCCUGGAACUCAUGGACAGCCCGGUGCACCUGGAUCUCCUGGUGCAGCUGGUCCUAAUGGUUACUGUGACCCGUCCUCCUGCAACCUCCAGGCAGGAGCUGCUCACCAGUCUCUGGAUGUGAAGGGGCCUGCAGGGAACUAAGAGACACACUGGCAGAGACAGAAAGACUGUUGGAUUAUCUCCCCUGAGCACAAAACAUUUUUCACACUCCCUUCCCUUGGGCUGCGGUUGUUAUGGCGCCUUCAAUCCAUUAACCUCUAGACUUGUGAGCAUGUUGUUGUGCCAGCUGCAUCUCCAUCAGAAGGAGCCUUCUGUAAAAUAAAAAAAGAAAGAAAAGAAAACACAAAACAUGUUUUCUGUGCUACCAGAAAGAUGUUUUGAUUCAUUCAGGGCGAGGGUUCAAAUUAACGAGUUCAAAUGAAAUGAUGAGUGUUCAUCCCACUCUCCUUGCCUGCGUUUUCUUGUCCUCUUCUCGAUUUAUGCUCUUUUCUCAUAUAGAAGCUCCUCCACUCUCUCACACAACACUUAAUAAUCACCCAAGUCAAAUCAGAAGCGCUUGUGCACCAAAGACUCACCAGCAGAGACCAUCUUUCGAUUUUUGCACGUCUCAACAUCUUUUCAGUGCAGUGGUUCAAAAUAAAAAGGAGAGCGGACGAGGCUGUUAUCAAGUCACACUGACUUCAGUUUAUGUUGUAAAUCUGUAAAAAAAAGAAAUGUUUGAAUUUGUGGUUUUAUUUCCUACAAACAACCUAGUGUGAGGUUUUGCCUCAAUGUACAGUAAGAGAGUGCAACUGUGCAGAUACGGGAAUAUAUUUUAGGAAUGAAGGAAAUAAGAAAUAAAGAAAGCGACACACA
This is a messenger RNA of Solea solea (common sole), 2868 nucleotides long. RefSeq names its product collagen, type IX, alpha 1b (gene col9a1b). The coding region runs from base 115 to 2154 and encodes 679 amino acids. The record is from RefSeq and is a predicted model, not a curated record. The transcript is spliced from 32 exons. Lineage: Eukaryota; Metazoa; Chordata; Actinopteri; Pleuronectiformes; Soleidae.